Molecule: messenger RNA, 2088 nt
Organism: Sphaerulina musiva SO2202
Lineage: Eukaryota; Fungi; Ascomycota; Dothideomycetes; Mycosphaerellales; Mycosphaerellaceae
Exons: 1
Coding region: 214-1638 (474 amino acids)
Source: RefSeq, a predicted model, not a curated record
CGACGGCGAUGGUGGCCUCGUAAACGACCUGCCGACCUGCAUCGAACGCCUUCCUUCCCGUCUGCGUGCAUGCAUGUCCAACUUGUCAUUCUGAGAGCUCAAGUUGCGACGUCGAGCACCAGGCUGGCCUACAUACACUUUCACUGUACACCAUCUGCCCCCCGAGUCCUCUGAUCCCUCCUCCUGUUGGUCAACCACUCUCGUUAAAACACAAUGACCAUGAUCGGCCCCCAUCACGUCGACCGAUCGUCGUUGAUCUUUUAUUCUAUCGCCAGUCUGGCCGUCAUUUCUCAGCUUACCUCGACUGCAAUCACAACGACGCUCGCUACAUCAUCUUUGGUACUCAGCCCAAUUUUUCCCUCGGCCAUCAGCGCCUCUGUUUUCGAGAUAUUCGCCCUAGUCACGCUUCUAGUUGCCAUUGGCCUUUUCUUGCGUAGGGUUUCUCGAAACCUGAUGCUCGCCGCCUGGAUUCCCACUGUUCUUUCCGGCCUGAUUGGAUCUACCCUGGCCAUCACUAGCUUAUCCUUUGCUCGACGUUUCAAGCCAGACAAUGCUCCUAGCGAAGGACCAUACGACCAGCACGUGCACAGUCUGGCCGAAGCUGGUAUUGCUGUGGCUGUCAUCGGCCUAGUACUACAGUUCAUCUUUUGGACAAUAACCUGGCCCCGACAUAUGCAACACAGCGUGCUCCCAGAACACGAGCAGCCUCUUUCAACUCAGCAGGUCAAGCCGCGUACCAUUCACCUUCGCCUUGGCUCGAUCGGUAUGGAGCAGCCGUCGUCUUUCUUCGGCGCUCGACAGGGACCUGCUUCGCUAAAGUCAAUCGCCUCCUCUCAUUUCACUGCCAGUGCGAAAUCAUCAAUCAGAAACUCAGCAACAGAGUCAUUGCAUCCAAUGACAUCAAAGACGAGGCUGAUCUUGCAGACAUCCUUUGGCUCACGAAGCUCCAGAGGCACGGCAGCAGGCAUCGGCUCUCCGCCGUCUCGAAGCACUGAGUCGGAGUUUGAGCACUGGGACACUUCCCGUGUGAAUCAUUCGUUCGAGACAAUGAAGAAGCCGAAAAUGCCCUGCUUAGAACCGAUCCCAGGCAGCCGACCGGCCUCCUCAGCGCGUCCUUUAGAUGGACCAUUUCCCAGCGUCACAAUUCCUCACGAGACUCCAAUGCCAAUCUACGGGGCUUUCAUGUCACCAAAAGCGAACACAGAAUCUGAAAAUUUCCCAAUACAGGAUCUUCCACGUCUGCACAUUCGGCGAGAUAGCACUCCAAGCAUUACUAGUCCGACCACCCCCACUGUCGAUCAGCAUCAUAUACACCCUCUUUUCAGAUCGGAGUCUCCGGCGCCACCGCCACUAACUUCACCUGGAACAGUCAUCACCGCAUCUCCCUAUGCUGGGCAGAUAUUUACCCCAGAAUUUGCUUUGCAAAGCCCCAGACUGCUUGGAUCGAUGGACGGCUCACGCCCUGCGAGUCCAGCAAUGUUGUCAUCCAGCCUCAGUCGCCCUGGCAGUAGCAAGAGCUCUCGUACGAUCCCAACGUCUCCUUUUGACUUAGGCCACGUGCCACUACCGGAUCGUGGUUUCCAAAGGCUGGCGACGACUCAUUCCCGACCGGGAACGCCGCUGAGUCCGAAUGGCUGAUUAUUCACGAAUGAAACGAAGUAGUACUGGAUGUGCACACUUUUGAGUCCAUGUCACGGGGCGGCAAAAAUUUGGCAUAAUGAAACGACAUGGGAGUCCAGCAUUAGACCAGGAGACUGAGCAGGACUCAACAUAUGCUGAAACAUAUGGGCUCUCCCAUGACUAAAAGCCGCAUCUCCCAAAGCCAGCUGGUAGGAUGCUGGACGGAAUCUGGGAUCACAGCACCGCCCAUGAAUGGCAUGAUAUAAGAGGAGGAAUAACAUGCUUCGAGCUAUGCUCAGCGUUUGUCUGUUCAGGGGGAGGGAAGCAUAGGGAAUGAAACAGGCGCUUCCAAGCCCGUCGCCCUGGUGUUAGGUUAUGAGCACGAACGUCACGGAAUACUUGCAAUGGAAAUAAGUAAUGAGCAAUCUAUCGUAUCAGAGCAAUGGAAAAUUCGAGUAGUGUCUUGUC